UGUUGAGAAACUACGUUGGAAACUAGCAAUAUAUAUGUAUUUAAUUUUUGAUAUUUUGACUGCUUUUAAACAUGAAAACUGUGUUAAUGGUGGCAGAAAAGCCCUCACUGGCACAAUCAAUUGCAAAAUUCUUGUCAAAUGGAAAGAUGAUAACAAGAAAAGGUUUCAACAGUGCGUGUUGUAUUCAUGAAUACAAUGGUACAUUUCAGGGCACUGCAGCAAAAUUUAAAAUGACUUCAGUUUGUGGUCAUGUCAUGGCACUAGAUUUUCACCACAAAUACAACAAUUGGGAUGCAGUUGAUCCAAUCGAACUCUUCCAGGCUAAAACCUUAAAAAAGGAAGCAAAUCCUAAACUGAAUAUGGUUAAAUUUUUACAGCAUGAGGCAAAAGGUGUGGAGAUUGUUGUUUUGUGGUUAGAUUGCGAUAAAGAAGGGGAAAAUAUAUGUUUUGAAGUUUUGGAGUGUGUUGAACCAGUUAUGAGUAAACUCCGUAAUUACCAGCAAACUGUAUUUCGUGCUAAGUUUUCCGCCAUCACUGAAACUGACAUUAAGCAUGCAAUGAACAAUCUAAUUGAACCAGAUGAAAACCAAGCCCGGUCAGUUGAUGCCAGACAAGAGCUUGAUCUGAGAAUUGGAUGUGCUUUCACAAGGUUUCAGACAAAAUAUUUUCAAGGAAAGUAUGGUGAUCUUGAUAGCAGUUUGAUUUCAUAUGGCCCAUGUCAAACCCCAACCCUAGGUUUCUGUGUUCAGCGACAUGACUUAAUUACUUCAUUCAAGCCUGAACCAUUCUGGGUUCUUCAGUUGAAGGUGGAACAUUCCCUUGGUAAAACAUUCCCAUUAGACUGGGAGAGAGUUAGAGUUUUUGACAAAGACGUUGCUACAGUAUACUACAGUAAAGUGCAGGAAGUGAAUGAGGUAAUUGUUGAGAGUGUCUCAAAAAAGGAGAAGGCAAAGCAACGUCCACAAGCAUUGCAUACAGUUGAAAUGCUUAGAGUUGGUUCAUCUGCAUUGGGUAUGGGACCACAACAUACAAUGCAAAUUGCUGAGAGCUUGUACACCCAGGGAUACAUUAGUUAUCCAAGGACAGAAACCACACAUUAUCCUGAGAAGUUUGAUCUCCGUGGAACCUUGCAGCAACUUCGAGGUGGACCAACGUGGGGUGCCAAUGUGUGUGAGCUUCUGCAAACCGGAUUGAACAAACCUAGAAAAGGUCAUGAUGCUGGAGACCAUCCACCUAUCACACCAAUGAGACUAGCUAGAGAAGGUGAACUUAGCGGAGAUGCCUGGAGAUUGUAUGACUAUAUUGUCAGACAUUUUAUUGCAACCUUAAGCCCUGAUUGCAAGUUCCUCCAGACAAAGAUUUCCUUUACAGCUGAUGAAGAGUUGUUCAGUUUCAGUGGUAAAACUCCAAUUGAUCCUGGGUUUACAUCCAUCAUGCCCUGGGCAGCCAUACCUGCUGAAGAAACCAUUCCGCCUCUUGAGAAGGGAGCACGUUGCAAGGUGUCUGAGUUGAAAGUUGUUGAACGACAAACAUCUCCACCUGACUACCUCACAGAAAGCGAGCUGAUCACACUGAUGGAGAAACAUGGCAUUGGCACAGAUGCAAGCAUUCCUGUCCAUAUCAAUAAUAUUACACAACGUAAUUAUGUCCAGCUCCAUAGUGGUCGCAGGCUUAUCCCAACAAAUCUUGGCAUUGUGCUGGUUCAUGGCUACCAGAAAAUUGACCAAGAGUUAGUAUUGCCUACCAUGAGAUCAUCUGUUGAAGAAACUCUUACACUUAUUGCUAUUGGAAAGGCAAAUUUUGAAGCUGUAUUAACACACACAAUUGACAUAUUCUGCCGAAAGUAUUCAUAUUUUGAGAAGUGCAUUACCAAUAUGGAUGAACUUUUUGAAGUUUCAUUUACAAAGUUAGCAGACACAGGCAAGGCUUUGUCUCGUUGUGGAAAGUGUGUUCGUUACAUGAAAUUAGUUAGUGCUAAGCCAAUAAGAUUGCACUGUUCAAAUUGUGAUGAAACAUACAGCCUGCCCCAGAAUGGAACUAUCAAGCUUUAUAAAGAGUUGAAAUGCCCUUUAGAUGAUUUCGAGUUGGUUGUUUGCUCAACAGGUAGUCAAGGAAAGACAACGCCAAUCUGCCCAUAUUGCUACAACAACCCUCCCUUUCCAGGCAUGAAAAAAGGUAUGGGCUGCCCUGAAUGUCUUCACCCCACUUGCAAGUUCUCACCUGCCACCCUGAGUGUUUGUCCAUGUCUUACAUGUGAAGAGGGAAUGGUGGUUAUGGAUAUCAUGUCUGGUCCAAAAUGGAAAAUGGCUUGCAAUAAAUGCAACAUGGUUAUUCACAUGUUCGAAGAUGCUUUUAAGGUUUCAUUAUCAGAAGAUGGUUGUGAUGAUUGUGGGGCGUCUCUCAUUGAUGUCACCUUCCAUCGAAACAAGUCUCCUCUUCCUGAUGAGAAAACAGAACACACAGGUUGUGCAUUCUGUGAUCCAGUGUUUGAGCCAAUGGUGAAGUUUGAUAUGGCAAAAGGAAAACAUCCAAUGUUUCGUCGUGGGAGAGGAGGAAGGCGUGGCCGUGGACGGGGCAGGCGUGGCAGAGGCGGAAAAGGAAAACCCAAGGAUAAAAUGGCACAGCUUGAUGCAUUUUUCUUGUAAAGAGAAAUCACUAUUAAUGUUCUGUUCUCCGUCUGUUCUGUGUAAGGAACCUUUGAAUGUUACAGACGUACUCUAGAGUACUUACUUAUUUGUCAGGAGCGUUUGACUUUUUUUAAUCAGGGCUCAAAUUAACGGCCGAUCAACGAACAAUAGCCACUUAAAAGGGCUUUGUCUUUGAGCCUUUUUUGACCGGUAAAUUUGUUUGCCGAUCAUUUUGACCGACUGCAUUUGAUUAAUAGUAGAAAUAUUGUCUUUUGAGUUCUUUUGAGUGAAAUAAAAUAGCAAUUGCUGUAGUAACACUUUGUCGUUGAUCUAAAUCAA
Molecule: messenger RNA, 2966 nt
Organism: Dendronephthya gigantea
Lineage: Eukaryota; Metazoa; Cnidaria; Anthozoa; Malacalcyonacea; Nephtheidae
Product: DNA topoisomerase 3-beta-1-like
Exons: 1
Coding region: 72-2645 (857 amino acids)
Biological process (GO): DNA topological change
Cellular component (GO): nucleus
Molecular function (GO): DNA binding; DNA topoisomerase type I (single strand cut, ATP-independent) activity
Source: RefSeq, a predicted model, not a curated record